CGCGGGGAGCGGGGCCGGGCCGGGCCGUGCGGGCGGCGGCCGCCGGCGGGCCAUGCUGCUAAAGCUCCUGCAGCGCCAGACCUAUACCUGCCUGUCGCACAGGUAUGGGCCCUGCCUCUGCCUCGGGGGCCUCGUCCUCAUGGUCGUCUCCGCCCUGCAGUUCGGGGAGGUUGUCUUGGAGUGGAGUAGAGACCAGUAUCAUGUUAUGUUUGAUUCAUAUAGAGACAACGUCGCUGGCAAAUCAUUUCAGAAUAGGCUUUGUUUACCCAUGCCAAUUGAUGUGGUGUACACCUGGGUGAAUGGCACAGAUGUGGAACUGAUCAAAGAAUUGCAACAGGUCAGGGAACAGAUGGAGGAAGAACAGAAAAUAAUGAGGGAAAUCCUUGGAAAGAAUGCAACAGAACCUACAAAGAAGAGUGAGAAGCAGCUGGAGUGUUUGCUGACACACUGCAUCAAAGUGCCCAUGCUUGUCCUGGAUCCUGCGCUGCCUGCCAACGUCACACUGAAAGACCUGCCCUCCAUCCACCCUGCUUUACAAGCUGCUAACAAUAUGUUCUUUGUAGCAAAACCAAAAAAUCCUUCCACCAAUGUGACUGUGAUUGUUUUUGAUAGCCCUAAGGACGUUGAAGCUGCCCAUUCUGGAAUGUUAAAAGACAACAGCAAACAGAUAGUAUGGAGGGGUUACUUGACUACAGACAAAGAAGUUCCAGGUCUGGUAUUAAUGCAAGACUUGGCCUUUCUUAGUGGAUUUCCAGCUACAUUCAAAGAAACAAACCAGCUAAGAACAAAACUGCCAGAGAGCCUGGCCUCUAAAGUAAAACUGGUAAGGCUCUGGAGGAGAGUGCCUUUGUUGUACUGGUCUUUUGGAAUGGCUCAGUUGCAGCUCUAUUCAGAAGCCAGCGUGGCUCUCUUGCAACUGAAUAACCCCAAGGGUUUCCAAGAACUGAGCAAACAAGCAAAGAAGAACAUGACUAUAGAUGGGAAAGAACUGACGCUUAAUCCUGCCUAUUUACUGUGGGACCUCAGCUCUGUCAGUCAGUCCAAGCAGGAUGAAGAUGUUUCUGCCAGCCGCUUCGAGGACAACGAAGAACUGCGGUACUCGUUGCGAUCAAUAGAGAGACACGCCCCUUGGGUACGGCACAUUUUCAUUGUCACCAAUGGGCAGAUUCCUUCCUGGCUUAACCUGGAUAAUCCUCGGAUAACUAUAGUGACACAUCAGGAAAUAUUUCAAAAUGUGAGUCACUUGCCUACCUUCAGUUCACCAGCUAUUGAAAGUCAUAUUCAUCGUAUCAGUGGCCUUUCUCAGAAGUUUAUUUAUCUCAAUGAUGAUGUUAUGUUUGGGAAGGAUGUUUGGCCUGAUGAUUUUUACAGUCACUCAAAAGGUCAAAAGGUGUACUUGACGUGGCCUGUGCCAAACUGUGCUGAGGGAUGUCCUGGCUCAUGGAUUAAAGAUGGUUACUGUGAUAAAGCCUGUAAUAACUCAGCAUGUGAUUGGGAUGGAGGUGAUUGCAUUGGUAACAGUGGGGGCAAUCGCUAUGUUGCUGGUGGAGGUGCAGUUGGAGGUAUUGGGAACGGCCCACCAUGGCAGUUUGGAGCAGGAAUAAGUGGCGUUUCAUACUGUAACCAAGGCUGUGCUAAUUCCUGGCUAGCAGACAAAUUCUGUGACCAGGCCUGCAAUGUCCUCUCAUGUGGAUUUGAUGCUGGUGACUGUGGCCAGGAUCACUUUGAAGAGAUGUACAAGGUGAUGCUUCAGCUUAAUCAGACCUACUAUGUUAUUCCCAAAGGUGAAUGUCUGCCCUACUUCAGUUUCAGUGAAAUAGCCAAGAAAGGAAUUGAGGGAUCAUACAGUGAUAAUCCAAUUAUCAGGCAUGCUUCAGUUGCUAACAAAUGGAAAACUAUCCACCUAAUCAUGCAUAGUGGCAUGAACACAACUGUGAUCUAUUUUAACCUUACAUUCCUAAAUAAAAAUGAUGAAGAGUUUAAAAUGCAAAUAGCUGUUGAAGUGGAUACUAGGGAGGAGCCAAAACAGAACACAACUUCCAUGCAAAGAUCUGACUCUGAUUUUAAAAGUGUAACUUCAGUGCCAGAAGCUGAAAUGAUAUUUGAGGAUAUUCCAGAAGAAAAACGUUUUCCAAGAGUCAGGAGACGUAGAAAUGGCACAAAAGAGAGUGUACCUGAAGAGCUGAUAAUCCCAUCAGUAAAUGUGUCUCUUCUUCCUGAAGAUGUCCAACUAGCACUGCAGAAACUGGACUUAAAACUACUAAAUGGUGAUGUAACUCAGAAAGGAUAUAACCUAUCCAAGGCUGCUCUUCUGAGACCUUUCCACUUUUUAAGCACAGCAAAGAGUAUUGUAGGCCUGGAAAAAAAGGGCAUGCAUGAUCAUUCAGAAGAUCAGAAGAACCAGAGCAACUGGGAGAAGUCUUAUAAAGAUGUAAAUGAUGGCAAAAUAAAAAGAGUAAAAGCAAAGGAAGAAGUUCCUUCGAGGCUUAUGGGAGUGAAGGGGACUGUUGUGACAAUGAGCACAAAUAAAGAUAUUUACAAAGUACAGCCAAAAGCCACACUUCCCCCCCAGAGCAUGGGGAAAAAAAAUGAAACUCGAGAAAAAGUAUUGAAUGCACUCAUAUUAAAGGAAACACAGAAAUCAAAACAUACUGGGAAUUUUGAUCCUGGAGAAGGCAAACAGCGUAUGGAAGGAAUAAAAGAGCCUGAGCAGGUGGAUGCAAAUAUGAAGGAGGGUCUAGUGGGAAGAAAAUUGCAGUCUUAUGCUGGAAGUUACCAAGGCUUUUUGCCAUGGGAGAAAAAGAAAUAUUUCCAAGACCUUCUUGAUGAAGAAGAAUCAUUACUCAAAGAAAUGUCGUACUUUACUGAAGGUAAACAUUUUGGAAGGCAGCUGAAAGAUACAUUUGCUGAUUCCCUUCGAUACGUAAAUAAGCUGUUAAACAGCAAGUUUGGAUUUACAUCUCGUAAAGUCCCUGCUCACAUGCCUCACAUGAUUGACCGUACUGUUAUGCAAGAGCUCCAGGAUAUGUUUCCUGAGGAGUUUGACAAGACAUCAUUUCACAAAGUGCGUCACUCUGAAGAUAUGCAAUUUGCUUUUUCAUAUUUCUACUAUCUUAUGAGUGCAGUUCAGCCACUGAACAUUUCUCAGAUCUUUGAUGAGGUUGAUACAGACCAGUCAGGCAUCUUGUCUGACCGAGAGAUUCGCACAUUGGCCACAAGGAUCCAUGAACUACCAUUAAGUUUGCAGGAUUUGACGGGUCUAGAACAAAUGCUAAUAAAUUGCUCUAAGGCUCUCCCUGCCAACAUCACUCAGAUCCAUGUUAUUCCUCCAACUCAGGAAGCAUAUUAUGAUCCAAAUCUGCCUCCAGUAACCAAAAACCUAGUGACCAAUUGCAAACCUGUAACUGACAGGAUUCGUAAGGCUUACAAGGACAAAAACAAAUACAGGUUUGAAAUCAUGGGAGAAGAGGAAAUUGCCUUCAAAAUGAUUCGCACAAAUGUUUCUCACGUAGUUGGUCAGCUGGAUGACAUACGAAAAAAUCCCAGAAAAUUUGUUUGCCUAAAUGACAAUAUUGAUCACAAUCAUAAGGAUGCGCAAACAGUGAAAGCAGUGCUUAGGGAUUUUUAUGAGUCGAUGUUUCCCAUCCCUUCCCAAUUUGAACUGCCAAGAGAAUAUCGGAAUCGUUUCCUUCACAUGCAUGAGCUCCAAGAAUGGAGGGCAUAUAGAGACAAGCUCAAAUUCUGGACCCACUGUGUUCUAAUAACACUUAUUCUAUUUACAGUCGUCUCAUUUUUUGCUGAACAGCUAAUUGCACUUAAACGAAAGAUUUUUCCAAGGAGAAGGAUCCAAAAAGAAGUUGGUCAUGAACGAAUCAAAGUGUAGAAGAGCUUUAUUUUGGAGAUCAGUCUACCUCAAACUGUGAUUAAGCAUUUUAAAUGUCUCUUUCAUAAGUGUCUUUUCUGGUUUGCUGUUUAACUACAUUGAUAUGAAGAAAAAAAAUCAUGCACCUACAUUCAAAUCUCUGCAGUACUCUUCAUGAUAUAAAAGCUGCUGGAGCUGUGACAAUGCAAAAUAACAACAAAAGAUAAUUGCAGGACACCUGUACAUAGGCAGUUUUCAACAGAUCUUACUUUACAACUCUUAGUUCAUGGCCAUGUUAUCCUUUUUUAUAAAAAGGGUUACCUAAAUAAAUGUAACUGCAUUUAUUGCAGUGGAUGUUGCCAACUAGAUAAAAUGUUGGAAGGAAAAGUUGUUUGGGAUCAGCGUAAGAAGUCCUUGAUCUUGCAUUCCAAAGCAUUUUGCAAAUUUCUGUCAUUGCUGCUUUUUUAGCCCUCCAGGGAAAAUUGAGAAUUAUGUAACUUGUCAUUUAAAUUUAGAAUACAUUUAUAGAUGUUGACAUUCUUUAAAGCACAGUGACAAUUCAUCUCUCUAUUUGUAGUGUAUAAUUGGGAUUUGAAAGAAAGGUAUGCUACUAAAAAAUUACACAGUAACAACAUCUAAUGGUUUAUUUCAAAGAUGUUUUAUAUGUGGUGUAUUAUAGUCCAAAGAAUACAGAAAGAAAUGGUGUUAUUUCCUGGCUUGAUUACAGAGGAUUGUAAUCAAAGGAAAAUGAUAAAGUUAGAAUAUUUUACAAGCAUUGUAAAUCAAAAAGCAAAAGUGCCUCUGUAUGAAUGGGUAACAAACAAAAUAGAAAAGUAUGGGGAGCAGUGUUUCACUUCAUAAAACAAUAUUUGUACUGACAUACAAUGCUGUGGUGUUUUUAAAUUUCACAGGAUUUGGCCCUGUAUUUUGCUGAGAUAUGGGAAUAGUGUGGUUUUAUGUGGGAAAGGGUACUGAAUCUUUUCAAGCAUAAAAUUUUGAUGGUGUAUCUUCACUUAAUUGUAUUAGCAGUAUUCAAAAAGCAUUAAUUUUUGUAAUCGGAUGAUGUACAAAAUGUAUGUGCAUAUGUAUUGUAAGAUACUUGGCUUGCUUUGGAGUUAACUAAAAUGUGAUGAAAGUUU
This is a messenger RNA of Lonchura striata (white-rumped munia), 5001 nucleotides long. RefSeq names its product N-acetylglucosamine-1-phosphate transferase subunits alpha and beta (gene GNPTAB). The record is from RefSeq and is a predicted model, not a curated record. Gene Ontology annotation, biological process: carbohydrate phosphorylation; N-glycan processing to lysosome. Gene Ontology annotation, cellular component: Golgi apparatus. Gene Ontology annotation, molecular function: calcium ion binding; UDP-N-acetylglucosamine-lysosomal-enzyme N-acetylglucosaminephosphotransferase activity. NCBI's taxonomy places the organism in Eukaryota, Metazoa, Chordata, Aves, Passeriformes, Estrildidae.